UGUAUGCAAAUGUAGCCGCUUCCUAAAUUCUAUUUAAAUUAACCUAAUCGGAAUAAAUAUAUUCCUAUUUAUUUAUAAUAAAUACUUAGCCAACCUUUUAAUGUGUUUCAAGAAUGACAUAAAAUAGUUAAAUAAUAAUAAGUUUACGUCAGAAUAAUUUAAGAUUUAUAAAAAUGGAGAGAAUUUCUUUAUUUGAAGAAUAUAGAUUAGUAGAACGAGGAGAAAAUGAAGUAAAUGGAGCCUGGAAAGGCGCUCAUCUCCUUUUGUUCUUCAUGGCCUUCGUGUUCGGUUCAUUCUGCACUUUCUGCUUCCACAUACUGAUGCAUCUCUUCGAUGACAAGUGUGUACUCUUCCCCAAACUGCAAUCACUGACGUCAUUACACCACAAUGUCAUAUAUGAUUUCAUUCCACUGGAUAAAGAUUCACCCGACUUAUUGCCAGUGGAUUUUUUAAACACUCAAUGGAUGGAAAAGAAUGCAUGCUACCUACCUAUGUAUGUUCCCCUGGUAUCUGGUAUAUUUGGACUUGUCUGGACAACUAUGUUUCUUAUGUGCUCAACUGGUAGCAGAACCUUAACGGGUUUACAGAGACCUUGGCGCAUACUACCUCCUGUUUUCAUAUUCUCUUUGGCGAUGGGCGGACUCUGUGUUUACUCAUCAGCUAUUACCCACUACGGCUUGCAAGAGUUAUGCAACAAACUGAGCAAAGUCACCGGUAGCCCUAGCUGCACCUACACGGUCAAUGUGGCUACCUUGGCCUAUGAACGACGCAUACGAGGCGUAUACCAAGCAAUUAAACUAACGAUCAUCUCCGCCUGGUUACACACCGCCUGUUGGUUGUUAUCUGCACUACUAACUGUGGCCCGAGUGCUGUUGGUAGUAGACUUUCAACUAGUGCGAGUCAACGCUGAACUUGUUGGGGACGUCGAUAAAUUACUGGAAAGCUGUGAGAAACCAAUUCGUACUAUAUUACCAGAUGUGUGGUACAACACUGAAAAUGAUUCUCUAAAAUCCCUCCCAAUUCAAUUGCAAAGUAAAGUACAGUUCAAAGAUACAUCAAUAAGUACAGAGAAAGAUCUUGCCAUAGACGAUAUUGAAGAACUCUACGUUGCAAAUAGCGAUUUAUUUUAUUCCACCAAAGCAAUGAAAUCUGAACUUUCUUUGUUACUUGAAGAAAGAAAUAAAAUAGCCAAAAUACGUGCCUAUCAAUCUGUUUCAAAACAACAUAAAUUUAUUGUAAAAAUUAUAUAUAAUCUUGUGGAAACUAUAAAUUUACCAGAAAUUGAAAACAAAUUUUCAGAAAGUUCAAGUUUUGAUAAACCUCCCAGUUAUCAAUUAACAAUUACACGUCAGUAUGGACAAGAAAAAAUAUCAUCAAACAAUCGUUAUGCACCACGAAACAAUGACUCUGAGAAUUCUAUAGAUAUUCAUGAUACCAAAGAAAUAAUAAAAGGAAUAAAUUUACAAGAGAAAUUACACAUGCAAUUAAUUGACCCGCCUGCAUUGCUAAGUUCAUCAAUACCUUCGACAUCUUUAUUGGCAAAAAAGCAAGAAAAUAUUCCGCUAUUUGAAUCUACUCUGAAUAUUACCGAUGAAUUGAAAAAAAAUUUUGAAGCUAAAUUAAACUCUCAAUCAAAUGCAGAAUAUCCUUCUGAAAUUAGUACCGAGGAAAUUAAAAUCGCUAAAAAGUCUAACCUUAAACAAAUUGGUAUUCAAACGAAUAAAAAACAAAAAAGCACCAAAUCUCAAAAAGUUUAUAUAGCAAAAUCUACCAGUACUACUGAAGAAAAAGACAAAGAAACUCAAUUGCAUAACAUUAAGGAAGAUUUAAAUAAAAAAUCUGUUACUACUAGGGAAACAAAAGAACCAGAUAAAAACGAUCAAGAAACGCAAACCUCCAAGAAAGAAAAACAAGAUUAAUAAGUUAAUAUAAAAAAAAGUAAAUCUUUCUAUAUUAAUACUUAACAGUUUUGAAUAUCCUCACAACGUACAUACGUUAAUCAGUAUAUGAAUUAUCGUAUAAGUUGCAUAUAACCUACAUACGUACCAAACUUCAAUCAAAACUGUGCAGUCAUUUAAGUAUAAUUUAGUAACGAACAUAGAAAUAUCCAAAUGUCUUUAUAACCUUUCAUAUUUAUAAUAUUAGUAGGAUUCAUUUCCUUUGCAGUUUUCACCGUUGUUACCAUGUCGUUUAUGUAAUAAAUACCUACUUGUAUAGUUAACAACAAAAAUAAGAAAACCUUAUUAAAACAGAACAAUACAAACUAAGCUAACAUUCUAGUCAUUUUAUUAAAUACAUAAAAAUAACCUAAUUUUAUGUAUCAUUUCAAAAUAAACAUCAAAGGUGUAUUCAUUGCCUCUCGACGUUCUUUGACUAUUAAUUUCUUGUCGUUCCCAACUUUCGAGACUGUACACAAUCAUAAUAAAUUAUUAUGAUUCACCAAUUUUA
This is a messenger RNA of Galleria mellonella (greater wax moth), 2448 nucleotides long. RefSeq lists its product as uncharacterized. Bases 174 to 1919 code for a protein of 581 amino acids. NCBI's taxonomy places the organism in Eukaryota, Metazoa, Arthropoda, Insecta, Lepidoptera, Pyralidae. The transcript is spliced from 6 exons. The record is from RefSeq and is a predicted model, not a curated record.